AAUUAGAAUCCAAGCAUUUUUCUUUUUCAAAACAGAAACAGAGAGCCUUCCUCUCCUUAAAUUACAGUCCUCACUUUGUCAGUCAGUCACCGUCGCCGCCACCACCAUCAUGCCAAACUACCACCACCACCUUCUCCUCUCAACUGUCACACUCUUCCUCUGUCUCCCUCUCCUCUCCUCCUCACCCCACCACCACCUCCAAGAAGACACACCCAUAACUCGCUUCCAACAAUUCCUCAGAAUCAACACAGCCCACCCAAACCCAGACUACUCCUCCUCAGUGUCUUUCCUCAAAUCCCGAGCUCUCUCUCUCAAUCUCCAAACCCAACUCCUCGAAUUCUCCCCCAACAAGCCCCUCCUACUCCUCACCUGGCCUGGCUCAAACCCAUCUCUCCCCUCCCUCCUCCUCAACUCCCACCUCGACUCCGUCCCGGCCGAGCCCUCCAAGUGGCUCCACCCCCCCUUCUCCGCCGUCUCCUCCGCCGGCAAUAUCUUCGCCCGCGGCGCCCAAGACGACAAAUCCAUCUCCCUCCAAUACCUCGAAGCCAUUCGAAUCCUCCAAAACGAUUUCAAUUUCAAACCCGUUCGAACUGUCCAUAUAUCCUAUGUUCCUGAUGAGGAAAUUGGUGGGCUUGAUGGGAUGGCCAAGUUUGUGGAAUCCCAAGUGUUUGAUGAAUUGAAUUUGGGUUUUGUGUUGGAUGAGGGCCAAGCUUCCCCAAAUGAUGAAUUUAGGGUUUUUUACGCUGAUAGGUCGCCGUGGAAUGUGGUUAUUAGGGCGUUGGGGGUGCCGGGGCACGGGUCCAGGAUGUAUGAUAACAGUGCAAUGGAGAAUUUGAUGAAGAGUAUUGAGGUUAUGAGUAAGUUUAGGGAGAACCAGUUUGAUUUGGUUAAGGCAGGAUUGGCCUCCAAUUCGGAGGUUAUUUCGGUGAAUCCUGUGUAUGUGAAAGCCGGGAUUGUGUCCCCUACUGGUUUUGUGAUGAAUAUGCAACCUUCGGAGGCAGAAGCAGGAUUUGAUCUUAGAUUAACACCAACAGCAGACCUGGAUAUUCUGAGGAAAAGGAUCGCAGAUGAAUGGGCACCAGCUACCAGAAAUAUGACUUAUGAGAUAAUUGAGAAAGGACCGCUAAGAGACUAUAUGGGACGCCCCUUAAUGACACCGACUAAUGAUUCCAACCCUUGGUGGUCGGUUUUCAAGCAAGCCAUCACAGCUGCUGGUGGAAGACUUUCAAAACCCGAAAUCCUGCCAUCAACUACUGAUGCUCGAUUCAUCAGACAGAAGGGAAUUCCUGCCCUUGGUUUCUCCCCAAUGAAGAAUACUCCUAUCUUACUUCACGAUCAUAAUGAGUUUUUGAAGGAUACGGUGUAUUUGGAGGGUAUUAAGGUAUAUGUCUCAUUAAUCAAAUCUUUGAGUUCCUUUGAGGGAGCGACUUCUUUGUAAUUUGUUAAUUAAUUGGAAAAAAAUAAAAAAAUAAUAAUUAUCAUGGCAAUUUCUACUCAACUUCUCUCUUCUUUUUCUCUUCUUUUUUUUAUUUUUUUAUUUUUCCUACCAAAUUUGUGUUGUAUUAUGCGUUGCUACUCUUCAUUGAUCACUUUGUUGUUACUGAUCUUUAUUAAACUUCAAGAAAGUGCCUUUGGCUUUGUGAUUUUGCUCCUAUUAA
Camellia sinensis is the source of this 1658-nucleotide messenger RNA. RefSeq lists its product as uncharacterized. Gene Ontology annotation, molecular function: aminoacylase activity. Lineage: Eukaryota; Viridiplantae; Streptophyta; Magnoliopsida; Ericales; Theaceae. Gene Ontology annotation, biological process: amino acid metabolic process. The record is from RefSeq and is a predicted model, not a curated record. Gene Ontology annotation, cellular component: cytoplasm.